This is a messenger RNA of Echinococcus granulosus, 1494 nucleotides long. Its product is annotated as Arginyl-tRNA--protein transferase. Gene Ontology annotation, molecular function: arginyl-tRNA--protein transferase activity. The transcript is spliced from 6 exons. Gene Ontology annotation, cellular component: cytoplasm. Gene Ontology annotation, biological process: protein arginylation. NCBI's taxonomy places the organism in Eukaryota, Metazoa, Platyhelminthes, Cestoda, Cyclophyllidea, Taeniidae. Bases 1 to 1494 code for a protein of 497 amino acids. The record is from RefSeq and is a predicted model, not a curated record.
AUGGAGCCGCAUCCGAAUCCCACCUAUUCACUGAUCGAACUUGAAGGGGUACAGACAUCCGAUUCCUGCCGAUACUGCGAUGAUACCACCUCUCCGAAAGUAAAUUGGUACCUCUCUUCCAGUGGUCUUCUCGUGGACGACUAUAAAAUUCUCAUGGACAGGGGAUGGCGUCGGCGUGGAAGUAAAGUCUCCAAGCCAAUGAACAAGGAGACGUGUUGUCCCGCCUACCCAAUCAGGUGUGACACGCAGCAUUUUAGGAUCUCGAAGGCACAAAAGAAGGCAAUACGUCUUGUAGCCAACUUUCUGAGGGCAGGCGAAAAACCGGACUAUGCUGAGACAUCACGGGAUGUGCACAAAGCCUGCGGCAGUAGCCGGAAGUCAGUUGAGGGAACCGAAACUAAAGAAUCGGGCAAAAUUGAGUGUGAAGCUGCACCUCUGACACCUGGACGAGGGGUAAGUGCCAAACAGAGACGAUGGGAGGCUCGACAGGAACGCAUGGCUCAACGUGCUGGCAGGACUGGUGAAUCCUUGGCGGAGCUCAUGGAGGCCCAUGUGCAGAGUCGAAAGCUUCGAAUUGAAAAGUACAAGCCGAAGGAGCUUGAAGAGUACCUAAAAGAGGUGGAAUGGAGAGAAAACGAUGUGCACAGGUUGGAGAUACGGUCUUACAGAAGUGCGCCUCUCUCCUCAGACCUCAGUAAGACUCUGGAUGAGGAGUACAAACUGUACCACAACUACCAGGUCAGUGUUCACAAAGCAUCGCCGGACAGCAUAACUCGUGAGGCAUUCGAGAAAUCCAUUGUUGAGUCCACUCUUGUGAAUGCACACGAUGCGGCAGCGGAAGCCGCCGGCGCCCCACAAUUCGGCUCCUACCACCAACAGUACUGGCUGGAUGAAAGUAGGCUGAUUGCUGUCGGAGUGGUGGAUUUACUUCCCGGUUACCUUUCUUCUGUCUACUUCUUCUUCGACCCUCAAUACACAUGCCUCAAUUUGGGCACGUACUCUGCUCUUAGAGAAAUUGCCUUUGUUCGACACCUCCAUCGAACCUACGGAGCGAUGGUGCCCGCCUAUGCCGACUUUACGUAUUACUCCCUGGGGCACUAUGUCCACUCCUGCACCAAGAUGAACUACAAGGCUGAAUACUCGCCCUCCUGGCUCGCCUGCCCUGAGACGUAUGCCUGGGUUUCCGUGGAGGAAUGCCAGCGUCUGUUAGACCAAAGCAAGUACAGUCGGUUUGCAGAGGAGGGCGAAAAGGACUCAGCGAACACACCUUGUGACGAGGCAGUCAAAGUUCACCUUCCUUUCUCCGAGGCUCUGACAUCCGCAUUGCCUCACAAGUGUUUUGCCGUGGAGGGAGAUGCGGUAGUCACCACGCUGGCUGAUGCCAAGGGUGUAUUGUGUGAGAGAGAUCUGAACCGCAUUCGUGAGUGGGUCGACCUUGUCAAGGACACUGGAACCAUGCGUAUUGGUUGUACAAACUGGAACCGUGGGAUUUGA